Messenger RNA from Paramisgurnus dabryanus, 2482 nucleotides. RefSeq names its product kinesin family member 2C (gene kif2c). Gene Ontology annotation, biological process: microtubule depolymerization; microtubule-based movement. The record is from RefSeq and is a predicted model, not a curated record. NCBI's taxonomy places the organism in Eukaryota, Metazoa, Chordata, Actinopteri, Cypriniformes, Cobitidae. Gene Ontology annotation, molecular function: microtubule motor activity; ATP binding; microtubule binding. Gene Ontology annotation, cellular component: microtubule.
UUCCGCUGACGAUUUUUGAAUGUAAGGCGGUUGCUUUUAUUGCGAUUUACGGCACACAGCCAGGAUCAAAGUUUGUUAAAAUAUAACACAUUUCAUUUCUUUCAAAAGCUAUUCUCAUCAAACUACCGCUUGACAUGGAUCCUGCGUUUGCGAAACUGCUCAUUGGACGUACUGUCAGUAUAUGUCGCAGUAAUGGGAGAAUACACAGUGCCACAGUGAAAACUGUCGAUGUCACUAAAUCCGCAGUGAAUGUGGAAUGGUUUGAAGGUGGAAUGACCAAAGGAAAAGAGGUUGAACUAAAUGAACUUGAGCAACUCAAUUCUGACCUCACACAACUUAGGCAACUUCAACCAUGUCAUCAAGAAGAGCCUGUAUCUGGCCCAAAUACUGCACCUGUGAUGAAAAUUACAAGAAGUACCAGAGCAUCAGAACUUCCUCUGAAGUCAUCAAGAAUACCUGCAGCAUCAGAAGUUACUCAGGAUUUAUCAUCUGAAGAGCCAGCCACCAGAAGGAUGACCACACGUCAGACAUGUUCAUUCCGUCACCCUGCCCUCCCACCUGCAAUCCCAACAGCAUCAGAGGAACGUCUCUCUCAAGAUCUUCCCUUAUCUACAGUCCCCAAACCUUUAGGCUACCAGAGGCGACUUCUUUCCAAACCAGCGUCUCCUCUGCUACCAGCAGCUGAGGCUAUAUGUGAGAGUGAGGCAUCCAAAUGUGCUCCCAUGGGUCCACCAAAAAUCGAGACUCCUCAGACCAGGCAACAUUUUUCCAGUCUUCAAAGGUCCAAUUUUGGCCGUCGUGUGUCUCAAAUGUCGGAGACGAACAAAGUGGCAAACAAACGGCUGUCAAUUGCAAGACACCCUGAGCCACAGAAAAAAGGAAAGUUUGGAGAUGCAUGUCGGCCUAACAAGCAGUUUUACCAGAUGAUUGAGGAAUACAGAGAGAACCUGGUGAAAGUGCCCAUGUCUUUGUCUGAUCCGGUGAAACCUCAAAGAAUAUGUGUCUGCGUUCGCAAACGCCCUCUGAAUAAAAAAGAGCUGGCCAAGAAAGAGAUUGAUGUGAUCACCAUCCCUGGUAAUGGAGUCAUGCUGUUACAUGAACCCAAGCAGAAAGUGGACCUGACCAAGUACCUAGAGAAUCAGACUUUUCAUUUCGAUUACUCAUUCGAUGAAGACGCCACCAAUGACUUGGUGUACAGGUUCACUGCUAAACCUCUGGUUAAGACUGUUUUUGAAGGUGGUAUGGCAACGUGCUUUGCAUAUGGUCAAACAGGCAGUGGAAAGACCCAUACAAUGGGUGGAGACUUUUCUGGAAAGAGUCAGAACAGCUCUAAAGGGAUCUACGCCCUGGCAGCACAGGAUGUGUUUGCCCUCCUGAGGCAAAAGCGAUAUGCCGAUAUGGACCUUUGCCCGUAUGUGACCUUUUUUGAGAUCUACAACGGAAAGGUGUUCGAUUUGCUGAAUAAGAAAGCAAAGCUACGUGUUCUGGAGGAUGAUAAACAGCAGGUCAAUGUCGUUGGCCUGCAGGAAGUGCCUGUGUUAUCUGUUGAAGAUGUCAUUAAGAUGAUUGAGCGGGGAAGUGCAUGCAGAACGUCUGGCCAGACGUUUGCCAACUCCAGCUCUUCACGUUCACAUGCGGUGUUGCAGGUAAUCCUGAGGCGGCGGAAUAUCCUUCACGGGAAGUUUUCUCUGGUGGACCUUGCCGGAAAUGAGCGUGGUACUGAUGUCAGCAACAACGACCGGCACACCAUAGUGGAGACCGCAGAGAUCAACCGCAGCCUACUGGCUUUGAAGGAAUGUAUCCGGUCUUUGGGUCAGAACAGUGAACACAUCCCAUUUAGGAUGAGCAAACUCACCCAGGUGCUUCGGGAUUCCUUCAUUGGAGAAAACUCCAGGACCUGUAUGAUUGCAAUGAUCUCGCCGGGAAUGGGCUCUUGUGAAUACACUCUGAACACACUACGUUAUGCAAACAGGGUGAAAGAACUUAAUGGAGUGUCCAAGGUACCAUCAGUAGGGAAUGGUUCAAACCUAGAGCUUUCUGGAGAGGAAGAAGAAUCUUCAGAGGACGAGUCUGUUCUUCCUGCAUUUGAGGCUGUUUCUCAGGUGGCUGAUCUGGAAGAGAGGUUUUAUGAGGAACUGAAGGGAUGCAACGAGAUUGCCUCGUCUAUGGAAUGUCCCUCAUUUGAUAUUGUAGUGAAUUUACCACAGAUUGAUACAUUCAUGAGGAAAAUACAAGAAUCAUACCAGGCUUUGAGAUCAGCCAUUGAAGCAGAACAGAGAGUCAGGAUGUCACCCAAAUAAAUACAAUAUAAGGUUCAGCGGUGAAAAACAACAACAACUAAUAAAUAUAUUAAUGUUAUUUCAAUUUGACAUUUUAGUAAUCUUAUCUGUCGUGUAGCUAGUUUCAUAUUUGUGUUUGUUCGUUUUAAUCUUCUUUGUCUACUAAAUAAAGGUUCCCUCCUUUUGAAUCUUGUAAAUCACAU